AUGUUAGUAUUGAAAAACAUGUUCCUUGACAAAAUAAAACCAACUACAGAAAUAAAUGACGCAAGACUGGAACAUUGGGUAAAAGCUUUCCCAUUCACAAAAGAUAUUAUUGGUUACAUGGAAAGAAAACCAGAAUGGCUACAAAAACAUAUAUUUGGAAACGAGCUUAUUCCAUAUGGACAAGCUCUGUUUGAAGAGCUUGAACCGGAAACUCAGGAAAGAGUCAUGCAAACAAUAAGCGACGACUCAAAUACAAACUAUAACAAAAUCUUUCUAGGAUAUAGGUUACCUGAGAUGGGCGACCAGAGCCCAAAGGCAAAAAGGACAUGGGAAAUUUACAACAUACUAGGUGAACAUGAUGCAAAGAUGCAACAAAACUCAGUCAGGAAGAAAGUAAAGCUUGGUCCGAA
This is a messenger RNA of Trichomonas vaginalis G3, 410 nucleotides long. Its product is annotated as protein of unknown function, DUF4106 family. Lineage: Eukaryota; Parabasalia; Trichomonadida; Trichomonadidae. The annotation marks the transcript as partial. The transcript has a single exon. The record is from RefSeq and is a predicted model, not a curated record.